Molecule: messenger RNA, 574 nt
Organism: Cornus florida
Lineage: Eukaryota; Viridiplantae; Streptophyta; Magnoliopsida; Cornales; Cornaceae
Product: dirigent protein 19-like
Exons: 1
Coding region: 2-574 (190 amino acids)
Source: RefSeq, a predicted model, not a curated record
AAUGGGGAGGCUGUCUAUAUUUGUGAUGCUGUGCUCAGUAGUCAUGGCCAUUCCGGUGGCUCGUGGCAUUGAAAAAGGGCCCAAAGCAGUUGAAGAGUGGUUCCAAAAACUGGGUCACGCCGAGGAAAAGGUAACCAAACUUCACUUCUAUUUCCAUGAUGUAGUGGAAGGAAAGAGCCCAACUGCUUAUACAGUGGCCAAGUGCAACAUAACUGACAAAUCACCCACCUUUUUCGGCCUACUUAGGAUGGUUGAUAACCCAUUGACGGCCGGGCCCAAACCCAGUUCUAGGAUAUUGGGCCGAGCCCAGGGAAUAUAUGGUUCAGCCGGUUUGGAGGGAGUUGGUUUGCUUAUGAACAUGAACUUCGUGUUCACAGAUGGAAAACACAAUGGUAGCACUCUCAGUCUUCUGGCCCGGAAUUCAGUAUUUGAUGAGUACCGUGAGAUGCCAAUCGUUGGUGGAUCCGGUGUUUUCCGGUUGGCACGUGGAAUCGCUACGGCGAAGACACAUAGUUUCAAUAUUACUUCUGGAAAUGCUAUUGUUAAGUAUCAUGUGACAGUGACUCAUUAUUAA